CACACAAACACAAACAGAGACAGAGACAGAGACAAACCUCAGAUCCUUGGAUCCCAUAUCUCUCUCUCUUAACAACCUCCAUUUCUGACUCUUAUUUCUUAAUAUAUAUAUAUAGGAAUAGAAUGUACCUAUAUAAACCAAACUCUCUCUAUAUCUCGAGCUCCUUCUAUCUUGAUUGAAAGCAAAGUCUCUCUGAUACACAAUAGUGUGAAUUUGAAGACAAGGACAACAGCAAUACCCAGAAAAAAAAAAGUAUUCCUUCAAGACCCAGCAAAAUCCAUACCUCUUAUUCCUGAAUAUACACAUAACAGACACUACCUUCAAUGCCAUUAUGACCGUUCUCAAUUUAUUUAAUGUGGGGUUUGUGUGAUCUGAGAUGGGGGGUUGAGCUUUGUUGCAAUGUGUGUUGUGUUUAAGCGUUCCUAGGUGUUGGGUUUUGGUUGGUUGUUCUUUGGGAUCUUGAAAGAACAUGGCUUUGUUCCGCAAGUUCUUUUAUAGGAAGCCACCAGAAGGGCUUUUGGAGAUCUCUGAAAGGGUUUAUGUAUUUGAUUGCUGCUUCACAACGGAUGUUUGGGAAGAAGAUGAAUAUAAAGUCUAUAUAGGAGGCAUAGUUGGUCAACUCCGCGAACACUCCCCUGAUGCUUCAUUCAUGGUCUUCAACUUUCGAGAAGGAGAGAACCAAAGCCAGAUAUGUAACAUACUGUCUGAAUAUGAUAUGACGGUGAUGGAUUAUCCACGACACUAUGAAGGUUGCCCGUUACUCACAAUGGAGAUGAUCCACCACUUUUUGAGAUCAAGUGAAAGCUGGCUGUCACUCGGGCAACAAAAUGUGCUUUUGAUGCAUUGUGAACGUGGUGGAUGGCCAGUAUUGGCUUUCAUGCUGGCUUCCCUCCUGAUUUACAGGAAGCAGUACACUGGUGAACAAAAAACUCUGGACAUGAUUUACAAGCAAGCACCACGGGAACUUUUGCAGUUAAUGUCACCACUGAAUCCAUUGCCUUCGCAAAUCAGGUACCUUCAGUAUGUAUCCAGAAGAAAUGUCGGCUCAGAAUGGCCUCCACUGGACAGGGCCCUUACAUUAGACUGCGUCAUAAUUAGAUUCAUUCCUAAUAUGGAUGGAGCGGGUGGUUGCCGUCCAAUAUUUAGGAUCUAUGGACAGGAUCCUUUUAUGGCUGCUGAUCGGACAACCAAAGUUCUGUUCUCGACUUCAAAGAGGAGCAAACUUGUUCGGCACUACAGUCAGGAAGAUUGUGAACUUGUUAAAUUUGACAUCCAUUGCCACAUCCAAGGUGAUGUUGUUCUUGAGUGCAUUAGUUUGGAUGAUGAUCUGGAACGUGAACAGAUGAUGUUUCGGGUUAUGUUCAAUACAGCCUUUAUAAGAUCAAAUAUUUUGAUGCUUAAUCGUGAUGACAUUGAUGUCGUAUGGAAUGUGAAGGAUCAAUUUCCCAAGGAUUUUAGAGCAGAGGUUCUUUUUUCGGAUAUGGAUGCUACUGGUCCUCCUAUUUCAAUUGAUUUGGCUGGUUUAGAGGAGAAAGAAGGGCUUCCUGUGGAAGCAUUUGCUAAAGUUAAAGAGAUUUUCAGCAAUGUGGAUUGGCAAGAUCCAAACGCUGAUGCAGCACUAAACGUUAUUCAACAAAUCACAGCGUCUAAUAUUCUUCAGGAAAGUCUGGAGGCUGUUUCUGUUCUCACUGCUGAAACAGGUAGCUCGUUGCAAGAUUCAAGUCAUGAAAAACUAAAAUCAGAAUCCAGUGCCUCUGAAAACAACAUCAGGUGCCUCACAUCGGUGGAUAUGCUCCAACAAAUCAAAGUAUCAAAUGCCAUUCAGAAAAUAUUGGAUCCCAUGCAUUCUGCAGAAGUGGGUAGCUUGUUGCUGGAUUCAACUCCAGAAAAUCUAAAAUCAGAAUUAAAGGACUCAGAAAAAAUAACCAGGAAUCCCACGUUGAUGGACCAGGGAAAACAAUCUACAACCUCUUUUGAAUCAUCUCUAGAUUCUCUAUUAGUUAGGAAGAAGAUUGAGCCCCAAGAGUUACGGUUUGCUCUCCAACGGCCUGCCCAACCUAAGAUCAUAUCCCAAAGAGGACCUCAAACUUCCCUAUCUACUCCAGUUUCAUAUUCUAAUUCUUUGCAAGGUUCACCUGUGCCUAUAUCAAGAUACCAUAGUGCACCCUCAGCCCUUGGCAUUACAGCUUUAUUGCAUGAUCAUGCUGCAUCUAGUAGUGAAGAGGUUAAGCAUGCGUUGACAGUACCUUUACCUUCUCCCACUUCUUUGGCUGCUAUUUCAAGUACACUCAAACCUGUACAGCCAACUAAUGUGCCUAUUCCUCCAACAAAAACACCUCCACUGCCCCCUUUCUCAUUGCAAUCUUCAAUGGAUGCUCCUACAUCUCAGUCAAUGCCUCUACCAAUUUCAAGUGCAGCAGAUUCUUCACCUACCCAACAUCCUGGGACCACAGUACAGUCAUCAUUACCUCCUCCUCCCCCUCCACCCCCUCCUUUAGGGGCAUCUCAAUCCUUUGCUAUCAAGAGUUCAUGUACAAUCCCCUCUCCCCCUCCUCCACCACCUUCAUUGGCUGGGGUGCCAUCUUUGUCUGUCAAGAGUUCAUUUUCAACUCCCCCACCCCCACCUCCACCUCCACCUCCGCCUACUUUGACCGAAACAUUCCCAUCUUCCAGUAUCAGAGACUCAUUUUCAACUCCCCCUCCCCCUCCUCCCCCUCCUCCAUCCCCUGGCAUUCCUUCUGUACUACCUGUAAAGAACUCAGCAGUUACAUCUGCCCCUCCUCCAUCACCUCCUCCCCCUCCUCCACAUUCUAGAUUUGCUUCUGGUCCUAAUAAAACAUCUUCAGCACCAGCACCAGCACCACCCCCUCCUCCAGCUCUGUUUGUGAAUGGGUUAACGAAAGUGGGUAGUUCCGCUCCACAGUCUUCCUCUGUAGUUAGUAAUGGAAAUGUAUCUCCAAUUCCUGGACCACCUUCUGGUGCUCCAUUCAGUGCAAAGGGACGGGGCUUAUCACGUAUAGGUUCUAGAAAUCUGGCUCAGCCUAAAAAGUCUAAUCUUAAGCCAUAUCAUUGGUUAAAGUUGACUAGGGCCAUGUCAGGAAGCUUAUGGGCUGAGGCACAGAAAUCUGAUGAAGCUACUAAGGCUCCAGAGUUUGACAUGUCAGAACUUGAGAGUCUUUUCUCUACUGCUUUGCCAAAUUCAGAUCAUGGAAGCACAGGAGGAAAAUCAAAUCGCCGUGCCUCUGGACCUAAAUCUGAAAAAGUUCAGCUGAUUGAGCUAAGGCGAGCAUAUAAUUGUGAAAUCAUGCUUUCAAAAGUUAAAGUCCCUAUUCCUGAUUUGAUGAGUUUAGUCUUGGCCUUGGAUGAGUCAGCGCUAGAUAUUGAUCAGGUUGAGAACCUCAUAAAGUUUUGUCCAACAAAAGAAGAGACAGAAUUGCUAAAGGGUUAUGGUGGAAAUAAGGAAAACUUGGGAAAAUGUGAACAGUUCUUCUUAGAAUUGAUGAAAGUGCCACGGGUAGAGUCAAAGUUGAGAGUUUUCUCCUUUAAGAUACAGUUCCGUUGUCAGGUUUCCGACCUUAGAAAAAAUUUGAACAUUGUCAAUUCUGCAUCUGAAGUGAUCAGGAAUUCAGUCAAGUUGAAAAGAAUCAUGCAAACAAUUCUUUCUCUGGGUAAUGCUUUGAACCAUGGAACUGCAAGAGGUUCUGCAAUUGGAUUUCGUUUGGAUAGUCUCCUUAAACUCACUGAUACACGGGCCCGGAACAACAAGAUGACUCUCAUGCAUUAUCUUUGUAAGGUGCUUGCUGAGAAGUUGCCAGAACUUCUAGAUUUUCAUAAAGACUUAGUGAAUUUGGAGGCUUCAACAAAGAUACAAUUGAAAUAUCUGGCAGAGGAAAUGCAGGCCAUUAGUAAGGGGCUGGAGAAGGUUGUACAGGAAUUGACUGCCUCAGAAAAUGAUGGUCCUGUGUCUGAAAAAUUUUGCAAGAUAUUAAAUGAAUUCCUCGGUCAUGCGGAAGCUGAAGUGAGGUCUUUGGCUUCGCUUUAUACUAAUGUGGGUAGAAAUGCUGAUGCUUUGGCUCAGUAUUUUGGGGAAGAUCCAGCCCGGUGUCCAUUUGAGCAAGUCGUAUCUACUCUGUUCAACUUUGUGAGGAUGUUUGUACGAGCACAUGAGGAAAACUGCAAGCAGAUUGAGCUUGAAAAAAAGAGAGCGCAGAAGGAGGAAGAAGAGAAAUUGAAGUUAAAUGCACCCAAAAAGGGGCCCUUACACUGGAUGCAGACUGCCAUCAAGAGUGGCAACGUCAAAUGAUCAAGUGUUACAAAAAUUACAUUCUGAUGAGCAACACAAGAUAACAUAAUUGCCCCAUGGAUGAAAACACCCUAAAAAGGACUGAGAAAACAAACCACAACUGGCAGCACUGAUGUUGAUGACAUGGAGAUUGUUUAAUCUGAAUGGUAAGGAGGAUAAGCAGUUAAUGAAAUGCAGGUGGUGCAUGGCUGGGAGAGUCAUUUUUAAACAUUGUGCUGGAGUUGAAGGAGUCCUGUUCGAUGAGCUACUUUUAUGAAGCUCUUUAAGAAUUAUGUAGUGUAAAUCUGUUAUCAUCAUUUUUUACUGUGUAUAUAUUUUUUGAUUGAUAGGGAUGUAAAUGUUGAUAUAUAUACACACAUGGAUAGUACAUAAAGAUGAGUAGAGAGCAAUAUUUUCUCCUCUUGAAAGUAAGCAAUUAUCAAAGAUGAGUAGAGAGCAAUAUUUUUCUCCUUUUUCACCCAACAAAAUUGAUAUUACGUGAGUUGUUUUGAACUGA
Messenger RNA from Quercus lobata, 4799 nucleotides. Its product is annotated as actin-binding FH2 (formin 2) family protein. Lineage: Eukaryota; Viridiplantae; Streptophyta; Magnoliopsida; Fagales; Fagaceae. The record is from RefSeq and is a predicted model, not a curated record. Bases 470 to 4303 code for a protein of 1277 amino acids. The transcript has 18 exons.